This is a messenger RNA of Cylicostephanus goldi, 612 nucleotides long. Lineage: Eukaryota; Metazoa; Nematoda; Chromadorea; Rhabditida; Strongylidae. The record is from the annotation of a GenBank genome assembly.
AUGGCGGUGCCCCCAAAGGACAUGCAUACGAUUCGGCCCCAUGUGCAAUGCUACCGAUUAAGGACUUUGCUAGAGGAGCUAACCGGAAUGCCCAUAGCUCAAUUGUGGCCCGAGGACAUCACACGAUGGUGUCGGAAGCUGUUUCCGCUAGCUACAUCUGGGUUCAAUGGAAGCUGCGGACAGUACAUACCCAAUCAUAACAGGUGGCGUCUCUGUCCGAAGAAUUCUAAGGAGCUUAGGUUUCCGUGUAACAGUUGUCCUAGGGAGGCCCGCCAUACACUCUAUAACCACCUGUUGUAUAAGUACAAUUACAAACUGCAGGCACCCAGGGCACCGCUCUUGAACUUCUACUCGCCCCGGCCUGCCGCCUACUUGGUGCUCCAUCCAGAGCAGGUCUGGCUGGUAUUUCCAAGACUUCCACGGCAAGUGCUCCACCCCAACCAAAAGAUGCCAGAAUGGGACGACCAGGAGCAGCAGGAAAGCGACUCUGAGAAGUCUUGGCCAUGGAACGAUGACAGGCAGCAGGGCCACAACAGGAAGCCACUGGACGAUAGGGAGAAAAGGGAUCACGACACUUGGCAGCAGCAACCACACUCAUCAAAGCAAUUUUGA